AAGUUGAGCAAGCUUUAAUUAAUGUAGUUAUAGCAGGCAUUUAUUAUAAAAAGCCAAAAGAAGCAGAAGACCCAGAAGAAUAUAUAUUAAAGUUAGCUAUGACAAUAUUUCCCAAUGAAGAAAAAUAUCAUAAAAUCAAAAAUGACUAUAAAGAAUUUUAUGGACAAGACCCAAAGAUAUUUACUUCUAUUAUAAAACCAUAUAAAUUAUAUUACAAUUUAGCUAAAGAUCAUUUUAUUAAAGAAGCACAAAUUGAUAAAGAAGCAGAAGAUUUUCUUAAUUUAUAA
Messenger RNA from Cetraspora pellucida, 287 nucleotides. The record is from the annotation of a GenBank genome assembly. NCBI's taxonomy places the organism in Eukaryota, Fungi, Glomeromycota, Glomeromycetes, Diversisporales, Gigasporaceae.